GCCAAGACCGUCACGAUUGUUGUUUUGGGUGAUUUGGGUAGAAGUCCAAGAAUGAUGAGACAUGCUGUUUCAUUUGCCGAUCACGAUUGGUCGGUCAACAUCUUGGCAUAUCCCGGUACUACUCUUCCGAAAAAACUGACAGAACAUCUCAAGAUUCGAAUCUUGCCUUUAUCUGAACCACCACGAUUCAUUUCGGAUGAUCUUCCAAGACGACUUUUCGUGUUGAUUGGUGGUCCUUUGAAAGCAAUUUACUUGAGCUUAAACUUAUUAUAUUCACUUUUGCUUCAUGCUCAAGACUCUAGUUAUGUGAUGGUACAAAAUCCACCAGCUAUUCCUACAUUACCAAUGGUUCAACUUGCGCGACUUGUACUUGGGUUCAAGUUGAUCAUAGAUUGGCAUAAUACUGCUUACUCCAUCCUCGCACUUAAAGUCGGAUCCGAUCGUCAUCCUAUGGUCCGAGUUGCCGAAUUGAUUGAAAAAACGUUUGGUAGAAUAGCACAUUUGCAUCUCUUUGUCACUGAAGCUGAACGUGUAUAUCUUUCCAAAACUUGGCAGCUUCAAGGAAAGACUCAUGUCUUUUACGAUCGACCUCCACUUGAUUUUUGCCGACUAACCGUUGAUGAAAUCCAUCAAUUAUGGGAGCGCCUUCCGCUGAGUAAAGACCCGGCCGUACUCUCCACAUUCUAUCCCUCCCAUCACAUCUCAUCACAUGAAACACUCGUGUCUAUGAAACCAACAGAUACCUCAGCUCAUCUCAAGCCCAAUCGACCAGCGCUAAUCGUGUCAUCCACAUCCUGGACCCAUGAUGAAGAUUUCAGUAUCCUCAUCAACGCUUUAUCCAUCUACACGAAAUCCAAGAAAGACAACCCAAACCUACCAAGCCUACUUUGUCUGAUCACCGGCAAAGGCCCAUUGAAAGAGUUUUAUCGUCAAGAAAUUGCAAAACGAGAUAAAGAUGAGAAAUGGGGAUCACAGGCGGUGAAGUGUGAAUUGGUUUGGUUAGAUGAUGUAGAUGAUUAUAAAAGGUUGUUAGGAUCUUGUGAUCUAGGUAUUAGUUUACAUCAGAGUAGUUCAGGAUUAGAUCUGCCUAUGAAAGUAGUAGAUAUGUUUGGUUGUGGAUUACCGGUCUGUGCUCGGAAUUUUGCGUGUAUAUCGGAAUUGGUGAAGCACAACAAGAACGGUUUGGUAUUCGAUACAGAAGCAGAACUAGCUUCUCAGCUCGAGAGUUUGUUGUCUGGGUUUCCAGAUAAUCAGUUAGAAGAUUGUCAAUUGAACAAACUCAGAGAUGGGAUUAAUUCCAACACUUAUGGAGUCAAUAAGAGAGCUUGGUCAAACUGGGAUGAAGAAUGGGAACAAAACGUACUU
This is a messenger RNA of Melampsora larici-populina 98AG31, 1365 nucleotides long. RefSeq names its product family 33 glycosyltransferase. The record is from RefSeq and is a predicted model, not a curated record. The annotation marks the transcript as partial. The transcript is spliced from 8 exons. NCBI's taxonomy places the organism in Eukaryota, Fungi, Basidiomycota, Pucciniomycetes, Pucciniales, Melampsoraceae. Gene Ontology annotation, cellular component: endoplasmic reticulum. Gene Ontology annotation, molecular function: mannosyltransferase activity.